GUGCAAUCCAAUGAAAGGUCUUUCAUGCUCCUGUGAUAAAGAAAGUGUGGUUGAGACUUAAAAUAUGCGAUUGAGCAGACAAAAAGGCAAGUAUAAAGGAAAUGCUAGCUUCCCUCAUCUUCAAAGAAUCCGAUCAUCUGAGAACUUACUGACUUAUCGGCCAUAUAUACCCUCGCCGGAUUCGUCCUGUUUCUUUACAGAAUCCGGUCAGCCUCCUUAAACUUUACAUUUCUUUUAUCAACUUACCAGCCAUACAUUACAUCCGCCGGAGCCAGAGAGGCAAGUUAACAUUGCUACCACCGGAAAAUUAUCCCAAAAUCCGGCAUCACCUCUCCUGCUAGCUCCGGUUCAUCAGUACACAAGUUUCUAGCAAUGACAUCUGAUGGUGAAACAAAAGCUGCACCAAAAGAAUCAAAGAGUCCCCCACAUGUAAACGAUCAGAUAGCCUCCCUCGGAAGGAGAAGAUUCCGACGAAUCAAAAGUGCCCCGCUUGCCAACUCUUUUGUCUCGGAUUUCAAAACCACCUCCGCACCUCUGCCACGCCGCAAUUCCGUGUUUGACCAUUUUUACCCGAAUUACUGGAAGAUUGCUAUCAUCUUCUUUGCAUAUCUAGUUGCAGGUAUGGUUUGCUUUCAUCUAGUCAGACACCAGAUUUCAGGAAAGAAAACAAACAGCAUACUCGAUGCACUUUAUUUCACCAUUGUAACAAUGACAACAGUCGGGUAUGGAGACCUUGUUCCCGCUAGCACUCUCACAAUACUUCUCGCCUGUCUUUUUGUCGUCUCCGGCACCUUGAUUGUUGGAUUGGUUUUAAGUAAAGCAGCAGAUCUUUUAGUGGAAAAACAAGAACGAUUACUUGUGAAAGCGUUGCAUAUGAAUGAAACCAUUGGUGAAGCAGAAAUCCUUAAAAAGAUCAAAACUAAGAAAGUGAGAAACAAGUGUAUAAUCUUGGUGGUGUUUCUUCUGGUACUUAUGGCAGCAGGGACAGGAAUCUUUAUUUAUGUUGAGGAAUUGGACUUCAUUCAUGCGUUGUAUUGUGUUAUUGCGACGCUUACUGGACUCGGUUACAUAGAUAAAUGCUUCUCGACAACAGGUGGACGUGUUUUUGCUCUUUUUUGGAUCUUGUUAGGUACUCUCUAUGUAGCUCAGUUGCUCUUUACUUUUGCUCUGUUACAUACUGAAAGAAGGCAACGAUCGUUGGUCAAAUGCGUUCUUAAAAGAAAAACAACGGGUUCUGACCUUGAGGCAGCUGACUUUGACUGUAAUGGCAUCGUUGUAGCAGCUGAGUUCGUUAUCUAUAAGCUAAAAGAAAUGGGGAAGAUCAGUGAGGAUGACAUCACACCUAUCAUGGAUGAGUUUGAAACACUAGAUUUUGACAAGACGGGAACGUUGUCUGCCUCUGAUCUUGGUCAUUAGUUUCUUACAUGCAUUAUGGAUAUGAAAUCAGAAGUUCAUAAUUUGAACUUGAUGUUAGGACAACAGAGAAUGAACGUUUUAUAACAGAAACAACAAACGAAUACUAUAUUGAAUUGAUGUUGGCAAA
Lactuca sativa (garden lettuce) is the source of this 1543-nucleotide messenger RNA. RefSeq names its product two-pore potassium channel 1. The record is from RefSeq and is a predicted model, not a curated record. Gene Ontology annotation, biological process: potassium ion transmembrane transport; stabilization of membrane potential. Gene Ontology annotation, molecular function: outward rectifier potassium channel activity; potassium ion leak channel activity. Gene Ontology annotation, cellular component: plasma membrane. Lineage: Eukaryota; Viridiplantae; Streptophyta; Magnoliopsida; Asterales; Asteraceae.